Messenger RNA from Cyphellophora europaea CBS 101466, 1011 nucleotides. RefSeq lists its product as uncharacterized. The coding region runs from base 1 to 1011 and encodes 336 amino acids. NCBI's taxonomy places the organism in Eukaryota, Fungi, Ascomycota, Eurotiomycetes, Chaetothyriales, Cyphellophoraceae. The record is from RefSeq and is a predicted model, not a curated record. The transcript has a single exon.
AUGCCAAGUGUCCAAACUCUGCACGAAGCAACCUCUUCCCACUUCUACGAUGUCUGGGCGACCUUCCCCUUCCUCGAGUUGCCUGGCGAGAUCCGCAACAAGAUUUAUGAUCUUACGAUUCCACGCAGCCACGUCCUUGUGAUCGGCAGCCACCCACAACGCGAGUUCCAAGCCUCACAAAAGCACGAUCUUGAUCCCAUCCGCAAAAUACCUCGCUACCGUUUGAGUGGGCACGUCCUCUCCCUCGACACUACUGAUGCCGAUCCGCUGGGCUUUCUCCGGACCUGUCGCCUGAUCAAUCAAGAAGCCGUUCCGGUAUUCUACUCAAAGACAACCAUCUGCUUCAACAACAUCAAGACCAUUCACAAAUUCCUGAAUAUCGCUCCAGCCUCGGGCCUACAGAGCGUAUCAAAGAUCAGUCUCACCAUUUCCAGCUACGGUGAGCCGCGCUUGACCAGAGACACCAAGUGGAAGAACAAGCAGGACAAACGGUGGGAGGACACCUGCGCCCGACUCGCACGAAACAUGACCAACCUUCGUUGUCUGGAGCUAGACUUGAGACUGGCAACCUGGCCGACCCAGCUCAGCGUGAAUGCAGACUGGACUACACCUCUGAUGAAGCUCAAGGGCGAUGGUCUACAUUCUGUCCACCUGACUCUGCGACACUACCGAUUCAACCAAACCCGGCUAGGAAUGGCAGCUCGCCAGGCAGCGGACCGAAUGAUGACUGCGGAGGGUCGCGAGGAACGGGAUCUGGACGAGGCUUUGCAGGCCGUGCGAGAGUUUGAGAUUAAGCAAGCACACAAAGAGUCUUUGCCAAUCCGUGCACGUAAGGUACUCGUGAUCAAUGAUGAGGACGGCGCCAAAGCCAAAUUCAACAAGGCCGAGGCGAAGCAAGUCAAUAACGAAUGCCACAAAGCCUCCUCGAAGACAUAUUACCGCACCAAAGGACUAGCCGGCUUUCAUCGGGUUGAAUUGAGUAUGGUUGGAGUUGCUUGGGUUGGACCCUGA